CCACAAUCCUUCGCGCCCUUCCUUUCCAACUUGGACGCGGCAGAAUGGCUCCCGCAAAGAAGGGUGGCGAGAAGAAAAAGGGCCGUUCUGCCAUCAACGAAGUGGUAACCCGAGAAUACACCAUCAACAUUCACAAACGCAUCCAUGGAGUGGGCUUCAAGAAGCGAGCACCUCGGGCACUCAAAGAGAUUCGGAAAUUUGCCAUGAAGGAGGUGGGAACUCCAGAUGUGCGCAUUGACACCAGGCUCAACAAAGCUGUCUGGGCCAAAGGAAUAAGGAAUGUCCCAUACCGAAUCCGUGUGCGGCUGUCCAGAAAAAGUAAUGAGGAUGAAGAUUCACCAAAUAAGCUAUAUACUUUGGUUACCUAUGUACCUGUUAUCACUUUCAAAAAUCUACAGACAGUCAAUGUGGAUGAGAACUAAUCGCUGAUCGUCAGAUACAUCAAAUAAAGUUAUAAA
This is a messenger RNA of Gorilla gorilla gorilla (western lowland gorilla), 458 nucleotides long. Its product is annotated as large ribosomal subunit protein eL31-like. The record is from RefSeq and is a predicted model, not a curated record. Gene Ontology annotation, cellular component: cytosolic large ribosomal subunit; ribosome. NCBI's taxonomy places the organism in Eukaryota, Metazoa, Chordata, Mammalia, Primates, Hominidae. The transcript has a single exon. Gene Ontology annotation, molecular function: structural constituent of ribosome. The coding region runs from base 45 to 422 and encodes 125 amino acids. Gene Ontology annotation, biological process: cytoplasmic translation.